UUCCAGAAAACCAUGGAAAAUGGGCACGACAUCGAACCAGAGUUCACAGUCAAGAAGCUCGCCAGCCUAUUGGAGCGGGCGCCUCGGCUCGGGAGGGAGACAAAAGGGCUCGGGAGAGAGACAAAAGAUCGCGUCACGUACGAGAGCGAGAGGCUGACCAGUCAGAGCGAGGCAUCGUCGCGGAGGAACAGUGACGAUGGGGGGAGGGCGCGGAAGGAGGGGUUUAGGGGAGAUGGCACCGCCUCUGAACCGCCUACAGCCAACGUGACCAGCCUCAACGCAUGGAACGACCUGGCCAGUUCCACUUCCACCACUAGGACGGAACUCAGUUCCGAUGGUACGGCGGAAGACCAGACCAACCUCGCGCACCCAGGGUCAGCUCUUCCAGGCACGCCCAUGCACAUCAAAGAGCCAUGGAAGACAGCAGAUAACCUGGCUCCUGACUCUGCCUUCGGGACUUCGCUGGCGGAUAUAAUGGAAAGCCCUGCUAAUAAGAUCCCCUUACGCGAAGACAUAAAAUCUGUAUCAUCCGAGAGCCCAGAGGACCGCCGGCCGCGGUUGGGCUGGCGUCUCGUUCGCAAUAUGACCACGGCGGCCAGCGCCUUCAGUCCCAAAGGAACGCCUACUGCACUGCCCGGGACGCCCUUACCUGUACAGUCCAAACCAGAAAGCAAGAACACAGACUACUCAAAAGACAACAGGAAGUCAUCACUGCCGUUAUAUGCCAAUGAGAAAGAUGAGAUUAUUGGAGAGACCAGUCCUGAGGGCUUGGACCCCGAGUCCCUCAUGUUCCGAGACGGUCGUCGCCGGAUCGAUAUGGUGCUGGCUUAUGAGGAGGAGGACUUUGGAGUCAUGACGGAGGCUGAGGCCAGGAAGAGAGAUGGUCGGAGGGUUUUUCAGGAAAACCUCGUAAAAGAAGGGCUGGAGCUAGAACUAGAAAACAAAUGCCUGUCGUUCGACGGCAAAACCUGGUUCAUCAAGAUCCACAUACCCUGGAAGACUGAGAUGAGACUAGCAGAAGUAAUUGGCAUGAAGCUGCCCACCAAACGGUUUAUCACCAUUUCUGUGAGAGCGUGGAGCGACGAAAAACAAGCCGAACGCGACAAGAAAUGGCAUUCAAAAUGGCGACGGCGUUGGAAACAGAUUUAUGAAUAUGAACAUUCCAGAAUCGAGUGUGAACCUUCGUUCUACGCUGCUACAGAGCAGAAGGGGGUCAAACGGGAGGAGCAAUUCCUGGUGAAAGACAGGCAUACGCAAUUUUCCCCUGCACAACGCAGUUUGCUGGUUAUGCAGAUUCUUCUCAGAGCCAAAUAUGACAACAAUGACACAAAGAUGGGAAUCCGUCGACUGCUCAAUGAUGGAACGUACAUGGCAUGCUUUCCCCUGCACGAGGGGCGUUACGACAUCGACAUGGCUGACGGGAGCCACACGGACCGACGGCUCUUAUACCUGGAAUGGGCGCGCCCUUGCAAAUGGUAUAAGAAGCAGCCGCUGUGGCUAAUACGACGGUACUUCGGGGACAAGAUCGGCCUGUAUUUCUGCUGGCUCGGGUUUUACACGAAGAUGCUAUACGCCCCGGCAGCUGUUGGGACACUAUGCUUCUUGUACGGACUAGCCAGCAUGGGGUCAGAAGAUAACAUUCCCAGUAAAGAGAUCUGCGACAUAUCCGGCCCCGGCAACACAACCCUUUGCCCGCUGUGUGACAAGGCAUGUCAGUACCAGAGGCUAUCUGACUCUUGUCUGUUCGCGAAACUGUCAUAUCUGUUCGACAAUCCAGCUACGGUGUUCUUUGCGAUAUUCAUGUCCUUUUGGGCCACAACAUUCCUGGAGCUAUGGAAGAGAAAACAGUCAGUUCUGCGUUGGGAAUGGGACUUAGGUGGUGUUGACCAGGAUGAAGACCCCAGACCAGAAUUCGAAGCGUCAGUAAAGACAUUCCGUACUAAUCCAGUGACAAGGGAGAAGGAGCCCUAUCUACCAGGCUGGCAGAAGACCAUGAGAUACGUGGCUACCAGUUCAGCUGUGCUUUUCAUGAUAACAAUAGUCCUAGGCGCCGUCCUGGGCACGAUAAUCUACCGAAUCUCGAUGGUGUCUGUCAUAUACGGAGGCUCCGGGUUCUUCCUCAAGAAACACGCCAAGAUCUUCACCUCGAUGACCGCUGCCAUCAUUAACUUGAUCAUCAUCAUGAUACUCACUAGGAUAUACGCUAAAGUGGCAGUUUUACUGACCAACAUGGAGAACCCACGAACUCAGACGGAAUACGAAGUUUCUUACACGUUCAAGAUAUUCUUCUUUGAAUUCAUGAACUUCUACUCUUCGCUCAUCUACAUUGCAUUCUUUAAGGGCCGAUUCUACGACUACCCUGGCGACGAUCAAGCCCGCAAAUCCGAGUUCUUCAAGCUUAAGGGUGACAUCUGCGACCCUGCGGGGUGCCUCUCCGAGUUGUGUAUACAACUCGCCAUCAUCAUGAUCGGCAAGCAAUGCGUCAACAACUUCGUCGAACUCGGGAACCCAAAAAUCCACAACUGGUGGCGCCAACGGACUCAUCGAGCCAUCACCCGAGACCCAACCAAGCCUCACAUGGCAUGGGAACAGGACUACCAUCUUCAGGACCCUGGGAGGCUGGCACUCUUCGAUGAAUACCUAGAGAUGAUUCUUCAAUACGGCUUCGUAACGUUAUUCGUGGCGGCUUUCCCACUGGCGCCACUGUUCGCGUUGCUCAAUAACAUCGCUGAGAUCAGGCUGGACGCCUACAAGAUGGUCACGCAGGCGCGCCGGCCUCUUGCAGAGAGGGUAGAAGAUAUUGGUGCUUGGUAUGGCAUUUUACGAGGGAUAACUUACGCAGCAGUUGUUUCUAAUGCGUUUGUGAUAGCUUACACGAGUGACUUUAUCCCCCGCAUGGUGUACAAAUACGUGUAUUCACCGGACAAUACUCUAGCUGGGUACAUCGACCACUCCUUGUCGCUGUUCAACACAUCAGACUACCGGGAAGAGUGGGGGGCAGAUGAGAACGAGGUAGACCCGCCUACCUGCGCGUACCGAGGCUAUCGGAACCCUCCAGACCAUUUCGACCCUUAUGGACUAUCGCCACAUUAUUGGCACGUGUUCGCCGCUCGGCUGGCGUUCGUUGUAGUGUUUGAGCACGUAGUCUUCGGCCUCACCGGCCUCAUGCAGCUGUUUAUACCCGACGUACCCACAGAGCUCCGGACCCAGAUGCAGCGUGAAGCCCUGCUAGCCAAGGAGGCGAAGUAUGAACACGGGAGGCGGCGGCUCUCUACUGAGUACAGGCAGUUGAUUACGCAGAAGAGCGACGGCGGGGUUGCUACAGAACGCGCACCGUGGAUGCGGCGUGCUUCACGUGCUUCAGACAGCCUGGACGCACACGUGGCCAUCGCGCAGCGCCCCUCCUCACCACACUGACGUCACACCAGUAGACUGUUCGACCUUCAACUGUUUAGGUCAGAAAAGACAAAUUAAAUCAUAAACA
Messenger RNA from Cydia amplana, 3484 nucleotides. RefSeq names its product anoctamin-4. Gene Ontology annotation, biological process: chloride transmembrane transport. Gene Ontology annotation, cellular component: plasma membrane. Lineage: Eukaryota; Metazoa; Arthropoda; Insecta; Lepidoptera; Tortricidae. The record is from RefSeq and is a predicted model, not a curated record. Gene Ontology annotation, molecular function: chloride channel activity; protein dimerization activity. The coding region runs from base 13 to 3417 and encodes 1134 amino acids. The transcript is spliced from 24 exons.